Molecule: messenger RNA, 3269 nt
Organism: Megalopta genalis
Lineage: Eukaryota; Metazoa; Arthropoda; Insecta; Hymenoptera; Halictidae
Product: 26S proteasome non-ATPase regulatory subunit 2
Biological process (GO): proteasome-mediated ubiquitin-dependent protein catabolic process; regulation of protein catabolic process
Cellular component (GO): proteasome storage granule; nucleus; proteasome regulatory particle, base subcomplex
Molecular function (GO): enzyme regulator activity
Source: RefSeq, a predicted model, not a curated record
GCUAAGGGUUAAUAAUCUCGGACGAGUUGCUUACGGUUCGCUAAUCGGCAGGACAACCCUCUGAAAAAAGAGUACGAAGGAGACGACGCGAAGGACAUCGAGACGAUCCUGAGCAACAGCCACGUGAUCUCUCACUUUCACUCGCUGGCCAGCGAGCUGGACAUCUGCGAGCCUAAGCUUCCCGAGGACAUCUACAAGACUUACGAGGGUAAAGUUCUCGGAAAGUACGAGCCAGACUCGGCUAGGGCCAAUCUGACAGCCAGCUUCGUCUCCGGCUUUGUUCACGCUGGCUUCGGCGAGGAUAAGCUGAUGACCAACGCCGAGGAUUGCUGGGUUUACAAGAACAAGGAUCACGGGAUGUUGUCGGCUACCGCCUCUUUGGGUCUGAUUCACAUGUGGGACGUGGACGGCGGCCUGGUGCCCAUAGACAAGUACCUUUACACGAGCGAGGACUAUGUGAAAUCCGGAGCUCUACUGGCUAUAGGACUCGUUAAUUGCGGCGUUCGCAACGAGUGCGAUCCGGCACUCGCUCUCCUAAGCGAUUAUGUGUCUUCGAGCAGCGCGACGCUGAGAAUAGGAGCUGUUCUGGGCCUAGGCUUGGCGUAUGCUGGCACGGGGAGAUCCGAUGUCACCCAAUUGCUGAUCGAAGUCUUGGCUGACAAAGAAAAUAACAUGGAGGUCGUAGCGUUAAGUGCGAUAUCCAUAGGAUUGAUCAACGUAGGAUCGGCUGAUCCCGAAGUAUCCUCGAUGGUUCUACAAAAGCUGGUGGAGCUAGAGCCGCACGAUCUGUCCAACACCUACUCCAGAUUUCUACCACUGGCGCUAGGAUUAAUCUACAUGGGCUGUCGAGACGUGAUAGAGUUCUCUUCCGUGGCUCUGGAGGUGCUUCCCAAUCCUUACAAACUAGCCUCGCAGACCAUGUUGCAGAUAUGCGCAUACGCUGGCACAGGCGAUGUGCUAAUAGUGCAAGAGUUAUUACGAAUUUGUUCGGAACCUGUUGACAGCGACAGUGCAUCGAUUACUCCGGUGACUAGUUUCACAAGUAGUUGUUGUUCAGGCCAGAAACUUCAGACCUCGGAGACGACAGAGAAAAAGGAGAAGAAGGAGGAUCCCAAAGAAAUAGGGCCCACGCAAGCCAUAGCUGUUUUAGGCGUCGCCAUGGUUGGCCUAGGAGACGGCAACGAGAACUCUAGGAUCUUCGGACAGAUAGGAAGAUACGGCCCCAUAGCCACGAGGAGAGCAAUGCCGUUAGCUUUGGGCCUGUCCUCUCUGUCGAACCCUGACUAUUCGCUCAUGAGCGUUCUGUACAAAUACAGUCACGACAACGAUCCGGAUGUCGCGAGCAAUGCGAUAUUUGCUCUCGGUCUGGUGAGUGCAGGGACCAAUCACGCCCACGCUGCUAAUCUGUUAAGGCAGUUGAUCUGCUAUCACGCGAAGAGCCCGACGCACUUGUUUCUCGCUAGGAUAGCUCUCGGCCUGGUCCAUCUUGGCAAAGGCACCCUGUCCAUAUCCCCCCUGCGUUGCGGCUCCAGAAUUUUGGAUCACACAGCACUUGCUGGUCUGAUGGUGGUACUCGUGUCCUUCCUAGACUGUCGUAAUUUAAUCCUGACAAAAUCGCAUUAUCUGAUGUACUGCCUGGCCGUCGCGAUGGAACCAAGAUGGCUGGUCACCUUGGACGAGGAUCUCCAAAGUUUACCGGUACCGGUGAGGGUUGGAAAGGCCGUGGACACAGUGGGCAAGGCUGGGAACCCGAAAUCCAUCGCAGGUGGUUACGUCCACACUACUCCGGCGUUGCUGUACGUAAACGAAAGGGCGGAGCUAGCUUCCGACGAGUACGAGGCGGUUUCCAGCAUGAUGGAGGGAUUCGUGAUUCUUCGGAAGAAGGCUGCUUCCUCUUGACUCUUAAAUCUAAGACGCCACGGUGAAGUAAAAAAAAGACGAGACGCAUGGUUUCUGUAGGUAAUGCUCGGCAGGUAGAGUUUUUAUUUCACGAUUAUGGUAAGAAACACGUCUGACAAAACUGUAUUAUGCAACCUAGGAACAAAACUGUGGAUAAUCUAUAGAUUAUGGCAAUAUCGGGUCUCCGAUCCGAGGUGUACAAAGUGAAGACAGCGUCGAGCACAGGGUGGUCCGCCCAUCGAAUUUCCUUGAUCAUGAGUCGAACUAGUUUGUGCUUGCAAUGUAUAUUAAAAAUCGAAUGAAUCUUACGGCUAGAAAGAUUUCGGAGGACCAUCCUGCGCGCUCGAAGUGCAAUUUAACUCGCCGCCUCAAGUGUAGCACAAAACUUGUGAGUGAACGACGUGUGAGCAUGAGAGACCGGAGAGUGAAAGAAACGGUGAAGGACGCGUGAACGCAUGGGUUUCGUGUAGGUUUGCGUUUAUUGAACUUCAGGGACUAGCGGAAGCAAUGUGCUCUAUACAACAGAAACAUACAUUGGUUCGCAUUGCACGGUGUGAACGCAACGGUGCACCAUGAUCUAACAGUGUGUCACGGUUGGAAUCUGCUCGCGAUCGGUCGUCGUAAAUAAAACGCCUUACAUUCGAUAAAGAAACAGUGGAUGGAGAAAAAGAAACAAAAACAAAAAAAGAAGAGUACCGAAAGCAACGAAACUUGAAGGAAUAGAGGCGAGAACAAAUGUGUCUCGGCGAGGGAGAACGGAAAGAGUACGAAAAGAACGCGUCGAGGAAGAAAAUCGAAUACGGACUGUCGGAGAAAAGUCUCGGCAAGCGCAGUUCGCCAUUAUAGAAUCACUGCAAAUCAAAGAUAAAUACUGCAGUUUAUUACUUCUGAUAGUGUACGUGCGUUUGUGUCUAUGAGUGUAUACAAAAAAAGCCCUAUCCAAUCUCCUCGGCGCGUAUUUUGCCCACUCUCUCUCUCUCUCGCUCUCCCUCGUUUUUCUUUUUGUUGCUCGCAGAGGGUCGCAUACGCAAGAUCAUGGAGCACGGUGAAUCUCCUUAUGAAACCAAGCGACGAGAUAUACUUGCCGGGAAUUGCACAAACUCGCAACGUCGGAGCUCCCGCGCCCCCGCAAUUCGGUCGAAAUCACGCGAAACCAAAGAAACCGAUCGAAACAUUUAAUUUUCCGUAACCCAGUGUUCUCUAACUUAAAUUGAAACGCUUUCUCAUCCUCGAACCUGGGCCCAGAUUCCUUUUCAGGGACGUCUUUUCCUUUAAAAAAAUCCUUGACGCAAUUAGCACCCACAAAACUACGUAGGACACAAGAAAAAACUUCGGCAGCGCCUUCAUAAAAUAAAAUAAAAUAAAUCGAA